AUGGCUUCCAAGAAUUUGCUUGUCGUCCUUGCCAUUGUGGCUGUUGCUCUUCCCUCCGUCGCCAUGGCAGCUGAAAUUUGGGUCGGAGGUGAUAAGGGUUGGACCAUCGAUUUUGAUUAUCAAACUUGGGCCAAGGAAAAAGUAUUCAAUGUUGGAGACACCCUAGUUUUCAACUACACCCAAGGGCACCAUAAUGUGAUCAAAGCGACUAAAAUUGCAUUCGAUAGUUGCAUCAAGCCACCGCAGAACUAA
This is a messenger RNA of Ilex paraguariensis (yerba mate), 252 nucleotides long. NCBI's taxonomy places the organism in Eukaryota, Viridiplantae, Streptophyta, Magnoliopsida, Aquifoliales, Aquifoliaceae. The record is from the annotation of a GenBank genome assembly.